UCAACAUUCAAUAAACUCAUGAUGAUGAUGAUGAUUUGCUAAUCAGUUUUUCCUUUUUUUUUCUUUCUUUGUCAUCUUAUGUAUGAGGAUUGCAUAUAGUUUUGUGUAUAUGUGUGUGUCUUCGCUAAUCAAAUUGAUGAUAAAAUUGUUUUAACCAUUUGCUUCUUCUUUUGGCCAAAAUAUUGACUAACAGAAAUUUUUUUUUCUUUUUUUUCCGUUGGUUAUUUAAUUGGAAUCAUUUUUGUAUUGAAAUUUUCUUUUUUUACUACUUUUUUCUUUAUUUGAGAAAGAAUUAUGAAUCGAUUUCAAACAGCGACAACAAUGACACAACCAAAUUAUCAUUAUUUUGAAUCAUUAAAUUCAAUGACCGAUAUAGAUCGAUCAAUAAUUAAUGAUAAAUAUUUUUCAUCAUCAACAACAACAACAACAAAUCAUCAAUAUGGACAAACAAUUCAUCAACAACAACAACCGAUGUUGAUGAUGAGAAAUGUAGAUCUUCAGCAUUAUCAUACGAAUGUGCCAAUAAAUAAUUCCCAACAACAACAACAACAAACGAUAAUGAAUAAUGGACAACCACAACAACAACAACAACGUAAUCCAUUCAUUACACGUAGCCUUUGUGUUGUUUGUGGUGAUCGUGCACGUGGUUGUAAUUUUGGUGCAAUUACCUGUGCUUCAUGUAAAGAAUUUUUUCGCCGUAAUGCAUUCAAAGUGAAUAAAUUAAAAUGUUAUUUUCAAUUAAAAUGUGAAAUUAAUGUUCAUUCAAGAAGAUUUUGUGCUUCAUGUCGUUUAACAAAAUGUUAUUCAAUGGGUAUGAAAAGUGAAUAUAUAAUGAGUGAUGCACAAAAACAGGAAAGAAAUUUAAAAAUUUCAACGAGAAAAUUAUCGAAUAAUCGACAUAUGGAUCAUCUUCAUCAACAGAUCGAUAAUCAUCAUUAUAAUCAAUCUCAUUAUCAACAUUAUCAAUCGGAAAAUAAACCAAUAUUUUUGAUCGAUAAUAAUAAUAAUAAUAAUGGUAUCGAUAGUAUCGAUAGUAAUGUUCAAGAAAUAAUUGAUCAAUAUAUUGAUGAUGUUGAUCAUCAUCAUCAUAUUGAUAAUUCAAUAACAACAACAACAACGAUCGUCGAACAACCAAACGAAAUUAAUGAAUCAAAAUUAACGAUUGAUAAAGAAGAAAUUGAUAGACAAAAUAUGGCCGAUGAAAGAUUAAUUAAAUUAAAAAAUAAAGUAAAAAUUAUACGUGAAAGUGGUUAUAGUGUAACGAAAUUUCAUCUAUUAUUACGUGCAGCAACAUCGAAUCAUCCGAAAAAUGUACUCACCGAACAUGGUAGCUGUAGAUUAAAAUAUCUAACAUCAAUUGUACAGAUUUUAUCGGCUGAAACUAUUUCCGAUUUACCAACUGAUCAAAAAUUUAUCGAUCUCAUACUUAUUGCCGAAAUUGUAACAUUUAAUUUUAUAAAGAUGUGUAAAAAAUUAUAUUCAUUUCAAGAAUUAAGUCAAGAAGAUCAAGUUGCAUUAGUUAAAGGUAGUGUAAUGGAUACAUUAAUAAUUUGGUCAAUGAUGACUAUUAAUCUGGAAAAAGAAUGUUGGGAGGCAUUGGAUUUGGAAAGAAAUUUUCGUUUUACAUUGAAAAUGGAAAUGCUAAAAGAAGCAAAUCCAAAAUUAUAUGAAAAACAUCGUUGUUAUGUAAUGUCAUUCGAACCUGAAUGGCGUUAUAAUGAUUAUCUAAUGUCAUUAUUGAUUGCCAUUGCAUUAUUUAAUCCAGAACGACCAAAUAUUUAUAAUGUACAAAAAAUAAGAAAUGAACGAAAUGUUUAUUGUAAUCUUAUGAAACAAUAUCUGGAUACAUUAUAUGAAGAACCAAAACAAUCACAAGAAACAUAUGAUCGUUUAAUGGGACAAUUAAAAUUAACUGAAAAAAUUAGCGAAUAUCAUAUGAAAACAUAUUUUGAUCUAAGUACAAAUGAAGCAACUAAAAAUGGUUAUGGUGGUCUUAUGAUGGAAAUUGAUGAUCUUAAUAAUAUAACUGGUGUAAAAACAAAACGUUGUUGUUCAUAAUAGCGAAAAUAAUCUUUUGAAACAAAAAUCAACAGGUUUUUUAAUGAAAAAAAAAUUUGAAACAAAAACUACAUUUUACAUUUUUUUUUUUAUAAAAAAUCAACUCAUUUCGACUAUAUUUUGUUUCUAAAAAUUUAUACAAAAUAAGAGAAUUUACAAAAUAUAUUGUAAGGCAAUUCUUGUAACUAUAAUUAAAAAAAAGAAAAGAAAUUCAACUUGAAU
This is a messenger RNA of Dermatophagoides pteronyssinus (European house dust mite), 2280 nucleotides long. RefSeq lists its product as uncharacterized. Gene Ontology annotation, biological process: cell differentiation; positive regulation of transcription by RNA polymerase II; negative regulation of transcription by RNA polymerase II. The record is from RefSeq and is a predicted model, not a curated record. NCBI's taxonomy places the organism in Eukaryota, Metazoa, Arthropoda, Arachnida, Sarcoptiformes, Pyroglyphidae. Gene Ontology annotation, molecular function: RNA polymerase II cis-regulatory region sequence-specific DNA binding; nuclear receptor activity; zinc ion binding.